UAAACAUUUCACCUUCCUCCUCCAGCGGCUCUAGCGAUGCUUCCCUCUCCUCUCCUCCUCCCAGUUCUCCUAGUCCUCUCCAUCCCGAUCGCCCUCGCCGACGCCGAUAAUGCAUCUCCUACCAUAUUCCUCUCCGUCUGCGGCAAAAACCAUACUCAAAACGCUGAAGAUUUUGACAUCAACUUUGUGGACGCCAUGGAAAAAAUCUUCCAGAACAUCACAACCUCCGGUUUCGCUACUUCUUCCUCCGGCUCUAAACUCACUGUAUUUGGUCUUGGACAGUGCUUUUCCUAUCUAUCCCACAUAAACUGCCAGCUCUGCUACUCCCAGAGCAGAGUCAAGCUUCCCCACUGCCUCCCCUCCACCUCCGGCCGCAUCUACCUCGACGGAUGCUUCUUAGAGUACUCCGAUCGGAACGUCUCUGAAGACUCAAUAGACGCUGCGGACGCUUACUCUUGUAGCAACACGACAAUCGACAAGACUAUCCGAUCCGUUUUUGCAAACUUGACGACGGAUUUGAUGAACAAUUUGACGGAGGCUGCGGAUGGGAACGCCGAUUAUUACAAGGUAGGAAGCGUGCAGGUGGCGCCAGAGGUGAAGGCGUAUGGGAUGGCGCAGUGUUGGAGAUCACUGAAUGCGACGGGAUGCAGGGAGUGUUUGAAGAAGGGGAGGGAGAGUAUUAUCGGAAAGUGUUUGCCGGCUGAUGAUGGUAAAGCCAUGAAUGCUGGUUGCUUUCUCAGGUACUCCACGGAGCCAUUCUAUUUGGGCGGGAAUGCUGGCGCCGGAGGAGAUUCUUCUGACAAACGUACAGUAAUAAUUGCUGUAACUACUGUUUUGGGGGCAAUAUUCGUGGCUGGAAUAGCUUUCGUUUUGUGGAAAAGGAGGUUGGCUUCUGGUUAUGGUGAGCAUGAUGAGAUCAUUAGAUCUAUCACACAAUCACAACUUGGUUUCAAAUAUGAUGAUUUGAUGAAGGCAACAGACAAUUUCAGUCAACACAACAAGCUUGGCCAAGGAGGAUUUGGCGCCGUUUACAAGGGAAUUCUGCCGAAUGGAAAAGAAAUAGCUGUGAAGAGGCUUUUCUUCAAUACAAGGAACUGGGCCGACCAGUUCUUCAAUGAAGUCAGUUUAAUCAACCAAGUCCAACACAAGAACCUUGUAAAGCUUCUGGGUUGCAGUGUCGAAGGACCCGAAAGCCUUCUUGUUUAUGAGUUCCUUAGCAACACUAGCCUUGAUCACUACUUAUUUGAUGCAUUCAAGAAGGCUGAGUUAAGUUGGGAAAGAAGAUUUGAUAUUAUUGUCGGCACCGCGGAGGGCUUAUCUUAUCUCCACAACGCCUCAGUGGUUAGGAUCAUACAUAGAGAUAUCAAAGCCAGCAAUGUGUUAUUGGAUGAGAAGUUUAGGGCCAAGAUAUCUGAUUUUGGAUUGGCGAGGUACUUUGCAGAGGAUCAGAGCCAUGUCAGCACUGGCCUAGCAGGAACUUUUGGCUACAUGGCUCCUGAAUACAUAGUUCAUGGACAGCUGACUGAGAAAGCUGAUAUCUACAGCUAUGGAGUUCUUGUUCUCGAAAUAGUCACUGGUCGUAAGAACCAAAACUCGAUUUCGACAUCGGCAGAAGGUUAUUCUCUAAUGCAACAGAUAUGGCAGAAUUACAACUCUGAUACACUAAUGAGUCUACUGGAUCACGACCUUGAAGGCAAGUGCUCGAAGGAAGAAGCUCUAAGGAUAUUCAGAAUAGGUCUUCUGUGUGUGCAAGCGUCUCCCUCGCUGAGGCCGCCUAUGUGGAAAGUAGUCGAGAUGCUAACGACCAAGUCAAGCGACCUGCCGGCCCCCACUCAACCUCCGUUCCUUAACGGUCAUGGUGCCCCGAACAGAUUUGCAGAGACUUCUCAUUCUUUAUCAUCCUCAAUGAUGUUCCCAGAUUUAGGUGAUCAGACAUCAAGGAAUGAAAUUUCAGUGAGCAUUUUUCAAGGGAGUUAGCGGAUGAGAGACCAAAGAAAGUCCAAAAAGAUGUUAAUGGCAGAAACAUCCAAACCCCAAA
Molecule: messenger RNA, 2038 nt
Organism: Phalaenopsis equestris
Lineage: Eukaryota; Viridiplantae; Streptophyta; Magnoliopsida; Asparagales; Orchidaceae
Product: cysteine-rich receptor-like protein kinase 2
Exons: 8
Coding region: 37-1977 (646 amino acids)
Biological process (GO): protein phosphorylation
Molecular function (GO): protein kinase activity; ATP binding
Source: RefSeq, a predicted model, not a curated record